Trachemys scripta elegans is the source of this 2138-nucleotide messenger RNA. It is a transcript of the gene C8H1orf87, whose product is annotated as chromosome 8 C1orf87 homolog. Bases 286 to 1848 code for a protein of 520 amino acids. The transcript has 12 exons. The record is from RefSeq and is a predicted model, not a curated record. Lineage: Eukaryota; Metazoa; Chordata; Testudines; Emydidae.
GCGAGCACCGCCUCAGCCCAUCUUCCCGCGGCCUCCCGGCGGAGCCGCAGCCUCGGCCCGGCCCCGCAACAGCGCUCCGCGUCCCUAGCAACAGCCGCCGCCUGCUGCCAGACAGCUCCCGACCAGCCGCCGGCUGCAGCGGGGCUCCCCUGGGCUCUCCCCCCGCUCGGCAGCCUCCGGACAGACGCAGCCAGGCAGGGGCUGCAAACAAGCCCUGGUGGGGAUGCAGAAGAAGCCUCCUAGGAGAGUGGGGAUGGACAAUAUAUAGACUGCUAGUUGUACUUGAUGCCAAUCAUGUCUUCCGUCAGGAAUGUUCCCUGUGGGGCUGAUGCACAUACUGAGACUAUUGUAAAAAUCAUUGGGAGCAAGUAUGUCCGGUGCACUGUGGAAAAACCAAAACUCAAGGCAAAAGAGGCCACGAAAGUGGAAACUCAGUCUGCACUCCGGAAAUUGCCCACUUGUAAUACAAGACAGACACAUGGAAAUCCUCUGGGUCUCAAUAACCCUCUUUGUCAACAAAUCAGUUAUGACCUAGAUUAUGAAAGACGGAGCAGAGACAAAGAGAAAGAACACGAGUCUAAACAAGCACAAACAAGCAACAGCAGAUUUCUGGAUGGCAAAGUUUUAAAACCACCAAAUAUUCAUUGUGUGUCUGUCCCAUCGGGAGAUCAGUCUUUGUCCUACAUUCAUGCCCUCCAAAAGCCAUCCCUUAGAGCUCGGUCUUUAAGACAACAUGUAGGACAUCACCAGCAGAUCAUAUGCCGAGGGCCAUCAGAGUCACCCGAGGAAGAGGAUUCUCUCCUGGCUCUCGUCAGAAAUGAACUCCGGCUGGGUCCUGUUAGGUUAGCCGGGUUCGAAAAGCUGCAGAGAGAGCUUAAGACUCUGGAUCCCAUCUCUGGAUUUCUUCCUCAGUCCCAGCUGAGCUCCCUCCUUCUGAAGCAUGAAGUCCCUCUACAAUUACCAACUGUCAAGCGCCUCUUUGAGAGGUUUUCUGAGGCAAAUGACUCUGAAUUGGUAAAUUCUGAAAAUCUGAUUCAGUUUCUAAGACUAGCUGCAGCAGUUGAAAUGCAGAAUAUCAAGACAUGUGAUCUGGGUCUUCAAGCAAAGAGUGUAACUUUAAAGGAUCAAAGCAAAAGCUCUCUGGCUCCUGAGGACCCAUUACAGAUCUUGAAGCAAAUAUUGGAGGAAUAUAAGGGGGAACUAGACAUGGAGAAACUGAGCCUGAGUUUUCAAAAAGAAGAUAAGUCUUUCUCCGGCCUUCUCUCUCUCUAUGAGAUUGAGACUGUUUGCCAGAAGCAUAGACUAACUCUAACUCCUUUAUUGCUGGAAGCUUUGCUCAACAACCAUGAUUUGUGCAAACAAGGCAAAAUACAGUGGAAGAAGUUUGUGGAGUUGCUCAAGAAAGCUCAUUCUGAUGCGAUUCCUAAUUUGCCUGUUCCUGUGGGGGAAGUCAAAGAGGAAAUCAGUGAUGAUGUGGCUGCCCAUCUGGAAAACACCAAAGAGCAUGAAAUUCUUGCUUCCAAGACUUGGGCUCGAAACUAUCCCGCCACUGAAGGAAAAGAAAGACCAGCGAUCCAGUCUUUCUUCAAUCCGACUGACUCCAGUGACUCUGAAGAGCAGGAGGCCUGGAUAGACCGGUUCAGAAAACUAGAGAGAGCUCUUUAUUUGUGUGAUAUAAAAAACACAGGCAUGCUGGAAAAGGAAAAAGCAAAGCGUCUAAUCCACAACUACAACCUCAUCUAUGAUCUAUCCCUGAGUCCUCUGAAAAUUGAUCAAGCUUUCCGAAACUUCCGCUGUGGAGAAAACAUGCCAUUGCAGCCGGUGCUGCAGUAUUUAAAAGAGUUGUAACAAAUACUUACUAGACCAUUCUCACGAGUUCUGUUUUUCACCCAAUGUCAAAUUUCUCUCAGACUGAAUGUUGGUGAUGUCCUAAUUACUACAGCAUGUUAAUAACUCUCCAUACUCUAAAAAAGAGGAAGCAAAACCAGAAACAGCUGAAUCUUAUACCUGAGUGCUGGGUUUGAAAUAAAACUAAAUGGCCAUGAAGAGUCAGGGCUUUGGCUCUGAUACUUAGGCUAGGUCUACACUACCCGCCUGAAUCGGCGGGUAGAAAUCGAUCUCUCGGGGAUUGAAUUAUC